Amoebophrya sp. A25 is the source of this 2091-nucleotide messenger RNA. The record is from the annotation of a GenBank genome assembly. NCBI's taxonomy places the organism in Eukaryota, Dinophyceae, Syndiniales, Amoebophryaceae.
CGGGUGUUAUAGAUUGCAGAGCAUUGUGUUAGCGUAGCAUGUGUAGUCCCUCUACAGCUACGUAAAUCCGCCCGAGAAGGCAGGUAAAACUGUGGACGGCGGACUUCAUCCUAUCCUAUCCUUAAAUGUCCCCGUAGAGAGAAUCAGAAGAGACAAAGAAAUGUCAGCAUCGUCUUUCGGUUUCGGUGUCUUUCUGUUUCUGUGCUCAAAUCAUCCCUGAAAAUCUCCCAAAGGCGCUUUGCUCUUAUAACAUUCUUUUUUACACCACAGACGCCAGUAUGAAUGAAUGAAUGAAUGAAUGUACCCACUCUUGGGGUUAGACAGUGUUUACUUCUCUACUACUCUACUUCUUCGCGCAUCUAGCUUCGUGUGUGCGCAUUAUUUCGACCCUUUUAGCUUUGGCUUUUAGGGACAUGUCUUCUGAUUAGAUUUGAGUAUGACUACAGCUAUCUUCCAUUAAAUGAGUUGAUAUCUUUUUAGUCUCUCACAACUUUUUCAUGCUUACUCUCUUUCAGUGGUCAACAAAAAAAUCUAUGAAUCCAACAUGGGAGGCACAGCGCAUUCGAUUCCCCUUGAUACCUUGUGGCAUCAAGGUGCUUCCAAGGGUGCUACCGGAUCUACCACCCAGUCUGCCAGGAGCAAAAGAAGUACAACAACAUCCUUCCUUCUCGAAAAAGUCCCCAUUACAUCGUUAAACUGCGUCAAGGACUACCACCAACAGCUCUGUCCGUUCGCUUGGUUCGUCGGUCCGGAUGGCGACACUUGUCGCGCUCCCGAUGGCUACACAGGUCCUUGUCAUUCGAUUCUGCAUGGGAUGAGUCAGUUGUCGAUGUUACGGAAUUGGUCACUUGUAUUUUUUCUUAGUACAUUUAUUAAUAGAAAAAAAUGAUACAGUGUAGUUGUUGUGGUCAUAAACGGUAGAGCAAAGAGAAAACCUUGUUCUUAGAUAGUACGCCUCUAACACCCGAGGACAAACACCGUCUCGAGAAAGAUUGUGAAGCACCUUGGGCCUGCCGCGGGUUGUACGAUGCUGAGGGGCCAUAUCUAGAUCCCUCAUUGCUGACGGGCAAAGCGGAUGCCUUGUUGAAGAGGAGACUGCAGAUGUUUUUGAAACCAGCAGAGCAAUGUUUUUACAGAAGGUUGAAGAACCAAUGGCUUUAUCGAGUCAUGGCAGAGGAGGGGAAAACGCUGACCUACGAGAGCUUCCCGAAGUUAAUCAAUGAAGCAGGAUGCCAGGUCCAAUGCGCUUUACGACCACGCAGCGAAUGCGCUUUCUACAGCUAUCUGCCCUUAAAUUUUCCGGAGCCUUUGCGCGGUCGCUGCGUCAUGCUAAGUCAAGACGUUGUGCGGCGACUGGGACAGAAGCAGGUCGUUGUUACGAAGAUGAAGUUGUAGAUUAACCGAUUUUCAGAACUAAUACUUGUAAUGCUUCUAAUACUCGCACUCUACUGUACAGUCCCACUUACAAUUCCAUGUCCUCAUUUCUUCUAAGACAAGCCAAACGCCUCAUCACCUGAUAAAGUUCGACCGGCUAGACCUUGGCCCGAAAGAAGGCGUCAACAGCGGUUUUCGAGGAGAGUGUAUCAAUCUGAAUGCAGCUCCCUUCGAUAGUCUACAACUUCCGGGUACGGCGAAACUUCAAACUCCGAAGGGACACAGACAUAAAGACAAUAGUACUGACGUUGUCGACAACGAUAGACCCCCACGCCCCAUAAAGUUUUCGACUACUGGAAGUGCGGCUGAUUUCCUCUUUGGUGCUGGAAGCGUAGGGCGUAAUGGACCGUUAAUCAGCGGAUCUGGGCCUCAUGGGAUAGUGGUCAACCCGAAAGUGAGCAACUGGCUGAAACUGAGUCCUUUUCCCAGUGUGGCAGUAGCGUGAAUGGAUUUCGCCGUUGUGGCUUUCGCCUGAACUCACCUCGCCCACGCCCAGGGGGUCUGAAUUCACUUGUUCCCCUGUCCCACCCAGUAUAGCUGUGACAUGAAUACUUGAUGGUAAAUUUGCAAUUGACGCCACUGAAUCCUUUUGUAAUAAGCAUCCUCGUAAUUAUUGAGUAUGUGCAGUUCCAAUACAUACCGCUUUGCAUUCAUUGU